AUGAUCCUGGCGUCGGAUUCCAGCCAGCCGUUCAAAGUGCUUUCCGUGCCGGAGAAUGCGCCUUUCUCUGCCGUCAUCAAGUUCAGCGCGGAGGAGUUCAAACUCAACCCGAACACCUGCGCGUGCAUCACGAGCGACGGAGUGGGUGUUAACCCAAGCCAGACUGCAGGCGCUGUAUUCCUCAAGUACGGACCGAACCUCAGGCUCAUCCCGAGAGACCGCGUGGGCGCCUGA
This is a messenger RNA of Babesia bigemina, 234 nucleotides long. Its product is annotated as UFM1,putative. Gene Ontology annotation, cellular component: cytoplasm; nucleus. The transcript has 4 exons. Gene Ontology annotation, biological process: protein K69-linked ufmylation. The coding region runs from base 1 to 234 and encodes 77 amino acids. NCBI's taxonomy places the organism in Eukaryota, Apicomplexa, Aconoidasida, Piroplasmida, Babesiidae. The record is from RefSeq and is a predicted model, not a curated record.